Molecule: messenger RNA, 4551 nt
Organism: Trichomycterus rosablanca
Lineage: Eukaryota; Metazoa; Chordata; Actinopteri; Siluriformes; Trichomycteridae
Gene: marchf6
Product: membrane-associated ring finger (C3HC4) 6
Exons: 26
Coding region: 145-2883 (912 amino acids)
Cellular component (GO): endoplasmic reticulum membrane
Molecular function (GO): zinc ion binding
Source: RefSeq, a predicted model, not a curated record
ACACCGAAACAACCAGGAGUUCCAGUUUUGAAAUGUUUCUUUAGUUUAAAUGUUAGCUUUUAGCUGAGAUUCACUGCCAUCACUUGACACUGCUAUUAUGUGUUGACUGUAGCCAGAACAGUGCGUCACGGCUCGAGCUACAAGAUGGACACUGCAGAAGAAGCUGAUAUAUGUCGAGUGUGUCGCUCUGAGGGAACUCUGGACAAACCCCUCUACCAUCCUUGUGUUUGCACUGGAAGUAUUAAAUUUAUCCACCAAGAAUGUUUGGUGCAAUGGCUCAAACACAGCAGAAAAGAGUACUGCGAAUUAUGCAAGCACAGAUUUGCUUUUACUCCAAUUUACUCUCCAGACAUGCCCUCACGGCUUCCUGUACAGGACAUAUUUGCCGGUCUGGUGACCAGUAUAGGCACGGCCAUACGAUACUGGUUUCACUAUACGCUGGUGGCUUUUGCUUGGCUGGGAGUCGUCCCUUUAACAGCAUGUCGUAUCUAUAAGUGUUUGUUUACUGGUUCUGUAAGCUCCCUCCUGACUCUGCCGUUAGAUAUGCUUUCCACAGAGAACCUGUUGGCGGACUGUCUUCAAGGCUGUUUUGUGGUGACCUGCACUCUGUGCGCCUUCAUCAGUCUGGUGUGGUUACGGGAGCAGAUAGUUCACGGUGGAGCACCGCUGUGGUUGGAACAAAACCAGCAGCAACCUGCAAAUGCAGCAGCGCAGCCUAAUGAGCCUCCAGGUGCCGGAAAUGGAGGUGUGGAGAAUCAGCCUGUGCCGGCGCCAGCUGACCCCCCAGUGGAAAACGCCGCUGCAGCUGAAGUGCUUGAUGCCCAGCCUGACCAAGCUGAGGAAAUGGAAAUGGAAAACGAAGAUGAGGAAGAGGCAGGUGCUGAAGAUGCAGCUGAUGGCAACAAUGGUGCACAAGAUGAUAUGAACUGGAAUGCUCUGGAAUGGGACCGUGCUGCUGAGGAGCUCACAUGGGAGAGGAUGCUUGGGCUGGACGGCUCUCUAGUUUUCUUGGAGCAUGUCUUCUGGGUUGUUUCUCUGAACACACUAUUUAUUCUGGUCUUUGCAUUUUGUCCAUAUCACAUUGGGCACUUCUCUGUGGUUGGACUUGGUUUUGAAGAUUAUGUUCGCGCUUCCCACUUUGAGGGCCUGAUAACCACUAUUGUUGGUUAUGUCCUACUGGCUGUAACACUCAUCGUUUGUCACGGUUUAGCAGCACUGGUAAGAUUUCAAAGAUCUCGACGAUUGUUAGGAGUCUGCUAUAUUGUGGUUAAGGUGUCGUUGUUGGUGGUGGUGGAGAUUGGAGUAUUUCCCCUUAUCUGUGGUUGGUGGCUGGAUAUCUGCUCUCUGGAAAUGUUUGACGCUUCCCUGAAGGACAGAGAACUGAGUUUUGAAUCAGCUCCAGGCACCACUAUGUUCCUACACUGGCUUGUAGGCAUGGUCUACGUCUUUUACUUUGCAUCUUUUAUCCUCCUGCUCCGAGAGGUCCUCAGGCCUGGAGUCUUGUGGUUUCUUAGAAAUCUUAAUGAUCCAGAUUUUAACCCAGUACAAGAGAUGAUCCACCUGCCAAUAUACAGACACUUGAGACGCUUCAUACUGUCAGUGGUUGUGUUUGGUUCAAUUGUCCUGUUGAUGCUCUGGCUACCCAUUCGGAUAAUCAAAACCAUCUUGCCAUCCUUCCUUCCCUAUAAUGUGAUGCUGUACAGUGAUGCUCCCGUGAGUGAGCUGUCUCUGGAGCUGCUGCUGUUGCAGGUGGUCUUGCCAGCUCUGCUGGAGCAGGGACACACACGGCAGUGGCUGAAAGGUUUGGUGAGAGCCUGGACAGUCACUGCAGGUUACUUACUAGAUCUUCACUCAUAUCUGCUCGGAGACCAGGAAGAAAAUGAAAACAAUGCCAACCAGGCGGCCAACAACAACCAGCAACCACGCAACAAUGCCAAUGUCAUGCCUGUAGUGGGCGAAGGUUUACAUGCUGCACACCAAGCCAUCCUGCAGCAGGGAGGUCCUGUGGGCUUCCAGCCCUACCAUCGCCCUGUGAAGUUCCCUUUUAGGAUUGUGUUGCUGAUCAUGUUCAUGUGUGUGACACUGCUCUUGGCUAGUUUGGUGUGUCUCACUUUGCCAGUGUUUGCUGGUCGUUGGCUCAUGUCAUUCUGGACCGGCACUGCCAAAAUUCACGAGCUGUACACUGCAGCAUGUGGCCUGUAUGUGUGCUGGCUGUCUAUAAGGGCUGUCACCGUGCUGCUGGCGUGGAUGCCCCAGGGCCGCACGGUCAUCCUGCUCAAAGUUCAGGAGUGGACGCUAAUGAUUUUGAAGACUCUCAUCGUUGCUGUUCUGUUGGCCGGUGUAAUUCCUCUGCUGUUGGGGCUGCUGUUCGAGCUGGUUAUUGUGGCUCCUCUUAGAGUUCCACUUGACCAGACACCUUUGUUCUACCCUUGGCAGGACUGGGCAUUAGGAGUAUUGCAUGCCAAAAUCAUUGCUGCCAUCACUCUGAUGGGCCCUCAGUGGUGGUUGAAGACUGUCAUUGAGCAGGUCUAUGCUAACGGAAUCCGCAACAUUGACCUUCAUUUCAUCAUCCGAAAGUUAGCUGCCCCUGUCAUAGCUGUGCUGCUGCUGUCCCUGUGUGUACCCUAUGUCAUUGCUGUUGGCAUCGUCCCCAUCAUAGGGGUCACCGCAGAGAUGCAGAACCUGGUUCAAAGGAGAAUCUACCCUUUCCUACUAAUGAUCGUGGUUCUAAUGGGAAUUUUGUCUUUCCAAAUCCGACAGUUUAAGCGUCUUUAUGAGCACAUCAAGAAUGACAAGUAUCUCGUAGGACAAAGACUUGUGAACUAUGAACGUAAAGCUGGAAAACCCAGCCCAGCUACACACAGCAGCUCACCACAGGAGUAAAGACUUUGGAAAAGAGCAUGCGAGUGUUAGGAUCCAGACCUAUCCCUUCUGCUGUGUGUGAUUGUGUGUAUGUCCAUCAUUUCCUAUGUCCAAGUCCAGUCCAAUACUAAAGAACACUCAGUGACUCUGGCCUCUUUGAUAUUGCCUGUGAACUGUGGCUCAAGAGCUGUCACAUGUUUAUAAAGAAACAAAAAUGAAAAAUCCAGGCAACUUGGAUUCGAAAGUAUGUCGCUGUACAUCUUUGGAAAAAAUAAGUAUGUAUAUUAAUUUAUUAAAUCUAAUUGUCACUUUACUUUGUUGAAUCCUGUUGCUUGGUCAGAAGUGAUGCCUGUGCUGUUGCUCUCGAAGACACGAAGGAGGUUUUUCAGAGUUUGGAAAAAGCCCAUAGACAUGAGCACCUCGGAACUCAGCUCUAAUAUGGGUCUUUAAUUUAUUUGUUUUCUUCUGGAGUAUGUGAUCGAUUUUUAAGACAUACUUGUCUGCAGUGUGUUGGUCCCUGACGUCUCUAAUUCCCUGGCUUUGUUUGAAUUUGAAGCACGUACUUUAGAAGACCAAACCAGCGCCGUACAGUUGUGGCAUUAACUGUAAUAGAGAAGAUAAGUUCCACUUAAUGGAUUUUACAGGACUUGUCAUGAGUUUUUCUAAAGCAAGUAGUAUAUGAGUGUGGAGGCUAAAGUUAGACGGUAGUCAUUAUGGCUCACAGUGAGCUGCAACUCUUACUUCUGCCCACAGCUUUAGUUCAGCUAAACACGUACACAUUUUCAGAUUCAAAUUUUUUCCACGGUGCUGAUUGGUGAGUUUGGAGUCUAGUUGUCAGGUGUUGAUUACUGUCUGUGUCUUGUACUCAGCGUGUCCCAAAAUCAUAAUCUGUCCACCUCACUACCUUACAGAUGGUAUUCAGGCACAUACUUGAAAAUAGUGGUGUCUUCACAGCAAUAGUUUAGAAGUCUUUUCAAAUUGGUGAAGCAGUGUUUGUGUGAUUUCAGCUUGAUUAAAAACUGAUCCAUGUUUCUCAGGACCAGUAAAUGCUUGGUGGUUUUUAGGUGAUUGCUUAAAUUAGUGCUCAAAGUCCCAACGAAGGUUCUCAUGUUGUGUAUAUAAUGUAAACUUUCAAUUGUACCAAUCUGCCACAAGCUUUCCUCAGAUUACCUGAAUUUGCUGCAGUCUGCUGUAGAGAUUUGGAGAUGGCUGUACACAGUCCCUUUAGCAAGUUUCCAAGUGACCUUUCAGUUUCACACCACAGUGACCCCUGAUACGGUUUGCUUUUUAAUAUUGUUUGGGCAACUAAUAAAGCAAAAUUUUUUAUUUUUCUAUGUGGAUGGAGGUGACUGCUGGUUUUUAAUUUUUGGCAGUUUUGUUUCCCGUCUUGCCUGCUUCCUAAGCUUCUCAAGGAGGAUGCUUGUGAAGCGAGGGCACUGUAGAUCGGUGUUGUGUGGGGUGCAGAGUAGACGGCAUGUUGAAACAGCACUGAAGACUCGCACGGCUAAUUAACUCAGCCUUGUCCUAUCCGUAGCAUGUUUGUGUAAGACGUGCUCAGUGUUCUGAAUGUUUUAAAAACCUCUUUCUGGGUGGCAGUGGCUGUAAUUACAUUCUUACACAGGCAGGCAAGUACAUUUUUGGUUGUAUGUUAAAAUUUUUUAUUACAAAUAUUAAAUCACAAGUAUGGUA